AGAGAGAUUUCCAUAAAUCGACGUCAUGAUGUGGAAGAUUGCCAUCAUUACCUGCAUUGUCGGCCUGAUGACUUCAGCUGUAGCAACGCCGAAGAAAGGAACAGCUUUCACCAUGAAGAACCCCACCUGUAACGACACGCAGACUCUGUCAGACAUUAGCUGGUGGUACAGCUGGGGUACCCAGGACAACAAGCUCCAUGAGAUGGGCUGCCCAGCCAGAGGAGAGUUUGUACCCAUGUUCUGGGGAGGAGGUCAUAUCGACAAUGUCAACCUGCCCAGUUCAUCGCGACAUGUCCUUGGCUUCAACGAACCCAACGAGAGACAUCAGUCCCACAUGACGCCCCAAGCAGCUGCCAUCCACUGGCGUCAGUUGGAGUCUGUGGCCAAAGGCAAAUCGCUCAUCAGCCCUGCUCCAGCCCGUUGUAAGGUCCAUGGCAACAACUCCAAUUGUCUCAUGGAGACAUUUGAAUGGCUGGACGAGUUUUUCAAAGAGUGUUCUGGCUGUAAAGUCGACUAUGUUGCCGUUCACAGCUACACCUGCGGCGCCGACAACGACCUGCGGUUCCUGGAGACCGUCCACAAUCGUUACAAGAAACAGGUCUGGUUGACGGAGUUUGCUUGCCCCUACACUACUUCUCUCACCCAUGUUGAGAAUUACAUGAAAAGAAUCAUACCAAGAUUAGAGCGUGCUCCCUUCGUGGUUCGCUAUGCUUGGUUUGGGAACCGUGUCAUCCAUGACGGUUCUUUUAUCCACAAAGUCAAUGCUUUGCAUGAAGACAGUUCUUCGAAGCUGACGGCGCUGGGAAGGUUGUAUAACAGUCUUCACUAAAACCGUUUGAAAUGGUUGUAUUGUACUGCUGUUCAGAUAUUUGAUUUAAAACGCUUGAACGUUUUCAUUAAAUAAUUGCAAUGAUAA
This is a messenger RNA of Haliotis rubra (blacklip abalone), 916 nucleotides long. RefSeq names its product alkali-sensitive linkage protein 1-like. The transcript has 3 exons. Gene Ontology annotation, biological process: fungal-type cell wall polysaccharide metabolic process. NCBI's taxonomy places the organism in Eukaryota, Metazoa, Mollusca, Gastropoda, Lepetellida, Haliotidae. Gene Ontology annotation, cellular component: fungal-type cell wall. Bases 26 to 829 code for a protein of 267 amino acids. The record is from RefSeq and is a predicted model, not a curated record.